CGUCGCGACAUGACACGCACCAUCUUCCAUCUUCUAACCAACCCAACUGUAGCCCACCAUGGUCAAUUUGGCCGAAAUCGGGGCCAAAUUGACGGCCGGCCGUCAACCUGGCCAGGAACUAUCACCGACUGCACGUGUAGCUAUUAUAGGUGCCGUUGCAGCCGGGGCUAGCCAGUCAGCUAUUGCCCGCGCGUUUCGCAUCGACAGGACGGCUGUCUACCGCAUCCUUCAACGGUUCGAAUCAUCUACCACUGUUGAGUCCAAGCCUCGAACAGGCCGGCUAGAGAUUCUUAUAUGUCGGGAAAAGCGGUAUAUCCUAUAAGACGGCCGUAUCUCCCGAUUAACGAUAUACCGGGUUCUUCGCUAUCAUCGGAUACGUAAGUGGCGUAUAUAAAAGAGAAUCCUAUUGACGAAGGCAGUAGCAAAGGAUAGAUAUUAAUUUGCUUGCCUUUGGUUGAAGG
This is a messenger RNA of Chaetomium strumarium, 461 nucleotides long. RefSeq lists its product as uncharacterized. The transcript has 2 exons. The record is from RefSeq and is a predicted model, not a curated record. Bases 59 to 322 code for a protein of 87 amino acids. Lineage: Eukaryota; Fungi; Ascomycota; Sordariomycetes; Sordariales; Chaetomiaceae.